AUGCUAUCUCGUCACUCUUACUUUGUAUCUGCGGUCAGAACUGCGAUAAUCUUCCCCAUAUUCAUUCUUGGAUGUACUUCUAUAGUGUUUACGCAAGAAGUGGCAAAAUUAGUAUUUGCCAAUUCUCCAGCAAAUCUUCAGGCAGUUAUCAAUUUGACUAAAAAGCAUUUCAUAGACUUAUUUACUUUUGUGACUUCUAUCAUUAGCCCCUCGAAGCUAGUGAUAACCUACGAUCCGGCAACGGUCGACAAGAACCUCUCCUUGUCAAGCAAUGGAGGUCACUUAAGCUCCGUGAUAUCUCCGAAUUCAAUUGUGAUAUCUAACCAUCAAAUUUACACGGACUGGUUGUCACUUUGGCACAUAUUAUCGACUGCCAAUGGAGGCUCAGUUUACAUCUUCUUGAAGGAUUUAUCCUGGAUCCCCAUUUUAGGUAGGGGGAUGAAGAACUACAAUUUCCUCUUCUUGUCGAGAAAAUGGGAAAAGGAUAAGGUUUUGUUAACUAACCAAUUGCUUGAAAUAGAUGCCAAUGCCAGAGGGUUUGGACCCGCCAAUGGAGUAACACAAGUCUUUUCCACGACUAAAUCUACCUUGCCUAUUAAGCAUUGGCCCCAGGGUGAGGCCAAGGAUUCCACUCAGAUGUGGCCAUAUCAAAUUAUCUUGUACCCUGAAGGUACAGUUACUUCUCCACAUACUAGAAUAAGAUCUGAAAAAUACUGCAAAGAGAAAGGCUUACCUGUUUUGAAACAUGUUUUGUUACCCAGAGUGAGAGGCUUGUUUAUUACUUUGAAAAAAUUGAAAAGUACUGUAGAAGUUGUGUAUGAUAUCACUACGGGAUACUCCGGAUUAAAAACUGGCGAAAACGGUGAAGAUAUUUACACUUUGAAGAAAUUUUUAUUUUUGGGCUACGGUCCUAAAACCAUACACCACCAUAUCAAAUCUUACAGAUUGGAAGAUAUCCCGUUGGGCUCAGGUGAUGAAGAAGAUAUCGAUUCUGUUAAAGAAGAGGAUUUGAAGAGAUUCGAACAGUGGCUUUUUGAGGUUUGGUUCGAAAAGGAUAGAGUAAUGGACGAAUUCUACCAGAAUGGCACUUUCGAGAAUUUGCAAAAGUAUCCUAAUUUGAAGACUGUACAUGCUGAUAUUAAAGUUCGCAGUUAUUACGACGUUCUUAAUAUUUAUUUACCACUUUUCAUUGUCCUCUUGAUACUUAGAAAUGUGUGCAUAGCUGUUUACAAUUUGUUUUAG
Dujonia railenensis is the source of this 1242-nucleotide messenger RNA. NCBI's taxonomy places the organism in Eukaryota, Fungi, Ascomycota, Pichiomycetes, Serinales, Debaryomycetaceae. The record is from the annotation of a GenBank genome assembly.